AUGUCGUCAAACUACUCUACUCAGUAUUACGCGGCUACUGGCGCGGUCCCCAUUCCCUCCGGAAAGGGGCAGUUCCCCACGUACCCUGCCUACUACAACAGCAAUGACAGCAACUACUCCGUCUCUCCUCCUGAGGAAUCCGAUCCGUCAGUGACUUCCGGGUCUGGCAUGGGUCAUUCCACCUAUUCCGUUCCCGCUUCUACCUAUGCUGGAAGUAGCCAGGGAGACUACGAGAGCGCGGGAUCUGCAAGCGGCAUCGAUCUUAACGAGUACAUGCAAGAUCGAUUUGCGGACACGUUCUCGCCGAUCCCCCUCGAUCGCUUGACGGUUGAGCAGGCCAAGAUUUCUGGCGGUCUGAACGCAAAGCACCGCGAGGUCCUCGAGCUUCAAGCUAAAGCGCAAGCACGUCUCGCGAGAACAAGAGCCCGAUUCGCUCAGGGGCUCGAAGAUGCACAGGCAGUGCGGAAAGAUCUCGAAUGGACACAGAAGAAAGUGACAGCUCUUUCGGCCAAGGCGGCGAAGCAGCACCCCAAGGAGUACAGCAAGGCGCGGGCACGCCACCCUUCUCCGGAUGCGUUCUAA
Molecule: messenger RNA, 582 nt
Organism: Neurospora crassa OR74A
Lineage: Eukaryota; Fungi; Ascomycota; Sordariomycetes; Sordariales; Sordariaceae
Exons: 3
Coding region: 1-582 (193 amino acids)
Biological process (GO): endosome organization; regulation of protein localization
Cellular component (GO): BLOC-1 complex; endosome
Source: RefSeq, a predicted model, not a curated record